GUUCUGGUGCUUAUCCAAGCCACACAUCUAUUAUGUUCAGUUCUGAUACUGGUUUCUUCAGCUCCAGUCGAGAAUGAAAUUCACGUUAGAGGCACUGAUUUAGAAGAAGAGAAAGAAGAACACCUUCCUCCGAUAAUUCCUCCGGAGUUUGAACUAAAAGAAAGAGAGUUUCCAGAAAGAGAAGAGGAGAACGAGGAAGAAAAAGAGAAUGAAAACACGGUACGGGAAGAAUUUGAACACUUCCGUGACGAGGAGAGUUUGAAGAACUUUUUAAAGAGGCUGAAAAGGGAGCUUGCAUUCGAAAAGACUGCAAGGGAAGAAAACGAAGAAAGGGAAGAGCUCAGUAAUGAGGAGCUUCUGGAAAGGGAACUUCCUGAAGAAAUAAAAGAAAUACCAAAAGAAAAAGGUGCACGGGAACUGAAAGAGGAAGAUGGGUUGGAAAUGUUUUAUCGGAAUUUGAAGAGAGACCUUGAAGAGAAACCGGCGAGAGAUUUGCCUGAUGAGGAAAUGGAGCAUGAAUUCCCUGAGGAAGAAGAAGAAAUGUCAGAAAGAGAACUUGAUGAAGAACUCGAGGAGAACUCUAAACGGGAGUUAGAAGCAGAAGAGUUGGAGGAAACUGUGGCUGAGGAACGUGAAGAUAAGCGUGAAUUGGCUGAGGAACGUGAAGAUAAGCGUGAAUUGGCUGAGGAACGUGAAGAUAAGCGUGAAUUGGCUGAGGAACGUGAAGAUAAGCGUGAAUUGGCUGAAGAACGUGAAGAUAAGCGUGAAUUGGCUGAGGAACGUGAAGAUAAGCGGGAAUUGGCUGAGGAACGUGAAGAUAAGCGUGAAUUGGCUGAGGAACGUGAAGAUAAGCGUGAAUUGGCUGAGGAUAAGAGAUCGAGGGAGGAACUCGAAGAAAACGAGGAAGAAUCAGCCUUGAAAAGGAAAAGAGACGGAGAGGACAUGGCUACAGAAUGGGAAAUUCCUGAAUCUGAGGAACACUUUCGCCAUAACAAGCGAUCCAAACAUCCUCCAAAGCACAUGCGCGAACGAGAAGCCGAGAGGGAGCGAGAGCGUUUCGAUGACCACGGACACAAGGAACGUGAACGUGAGGAGUUCAGAGAAAGACAACGAGAACGGGCCCUUAGUAAUGGCGGAAAAUUACACGAGAGGGAAAUGGAGGAGCGCAAACAGCGUCAAGAAAUUGGUCCUCAUGGUGUCAGGCGAGAAGAAAGAGAAAGGUUCCGAUUUCGAGCUCGUGGAGAAUAG
Pocillopora meandrina is the source of this 1248-nucleotide messenger RNA. The record is from the annotation of a GenBank genome assembly. Lineage: Eukaryota; Metazoa; Cnidaria; Anthozoa; Scleractinia; Pocilloporidae.